AUGUUUUAUUCCCUUUCUUUUGAAAAAGCUCCAUCGUCAAAUCGUUUCGACGGCGCCUCAGAGACUUAUCCUUAAAACCCUAAUCUUAAUAAGCCGGCGAAUCUGAACUUUCUUUCAAGACUAAAACAAUGGCGGGAGCUAACAGUGGAACAAGGCGACAAAAGCCGAACAUACUGAUCACGGGAACUCCCGGUACCGGUAAAUCGACGACUGCUUCUGCUCUGGCCGAAGCCACGAGCUUCAAGCAUAUCUGCGUCGGAGAUCUCGUCAAAGACAAGAACUUGCACGACGGCUGGGACGAUCAGUUCGAGUCCCACGUCAUCAACGAAGACUUGGUGGUUGAUGAGCUUGAAGAUGUAAUGGAAGGAGGAGGGAACAUUGUGGACUACCACGGCUGUGACUUCUUCCCUGAGCGGUGGUUUGAUCUUGUUGUGGUGCUUCAGACUGAGAACUCCAUCUUGUAUGACCGUUUAACGAGGAGGGGCUACUCGGGGACCAAGCUUAGUAACAACAUUGAAUGCGAGAUCUUCCAAGUCAUGCUUGAAGAAGCAAGUGAUAGUUACGAAGAGGAGAUUGUCACCGCGAUGCAGAGUGACACCAUCGAAGAUAUCGAUGACAAUGUGGCGAGUUUGACGGAAUGGAUUCAAUCAUGGAGGCCCUGAGUAAUCAUUAUAUCAUUAUGCAUGUUUAAUGGUGUUAUAAAGUUUUGAUUUUGGUACUUGCUUUUAUAUGGAUUCUGUUAGUUGCAAUUUAUAAGCGCAAUUCAGCUGUUGAGAGACUAGCUUAUGUAUGUUCCUUUUGAUUCUUAAUAAGAUAAAAAGUUUUCAUUUU
Molecule: messenger RNA, 831 nt
Organism: Brassica rapa (field mustard)
Lineage: Eukaryota; Viridiplantae; Streptophyta; Magnoliopsida; Brassicales; Brassicaceae
Product: adenylate kinase isoenzyme 6 homolog
Cellular component (GO): cytoplasm; nucleus
Molecular function (GO): ATP hydrolysis activity; ATP binding; AMP kinase activity
Source: RefSeq, a predicted model, not a curated record